GAGAGAGCUUGAGAGGGUGAGACUGGAAGUGAGAGAGAAUGUGUGUGAAUUGAAGUUUGAGAGAGAUGGUUCUGUGCUGGAACUGGAUGCCAAGACAUUGAGGAACAGGGGAGAAAAGAAGGAAAGUGCCUUGAAGACAGGAAACCUAAAACAAGGCUAAUUUGGUGCAAGCUGGACUGAAGACUUGAAGGACACAAGGACUUAGAAAGCGAGAGAAGGAGAGGAUAUCUGAGGAGGAAUUUUCAAGAAAAAAAGGGAAAAGCAAAAAGUUACUCAUGGGUUGUGUCUUCAGUAAACAGCGGUGGGGUGAAGAGAGGAAUUCUCAGCCCACUGACCCCCCGAAAACACAAGACUCCAUCGAGGAUGCAGAGAUCCUCAGCAUAACGGAGGUCUCUGUCCCAUGUGAAGCUAUCUCAGUUAAACCCUCGUUCCAAAACCAAAUGAACAUCCCUCCCAGUAGAGACAGCGUGGAGAGCGUUAUGGAGAGGUUGACGGACAGGCAUUAUAAUUUUGACCUGACCUACAUCACUGAGCGUAUAAUCUCUGUCCUCUUUCUAUCUGACCUGGAAGAACAACGUUACAGUGCAAAUUUGAAGGAAGUAGCAGCCAUAUUGAAAUGUAAACAUCAAGAUAAGUUCCUGCUUAUAAAUCUGUCAGAGAAACGGCAUGAUAUCUGCAAGCUUAAUCCAAAGGUUGAAGAGUUCGGCUGGCCCGAUCUGCAUGCCCUGCCCCUUGAUAAAAUAUGCGCUGUCUGCAAGACCAUGGAGUGCUGGCUGGCCUAUGACCCCCAAAAUGUAGUUGUAUUGCACUGCAAGGGAAACAAAGGGAAAACAGGAGUAAUUGUAGCAGCUUACAUGCACUAUAGCAAGAUAUCAGCAGGGGCUGAUCAGGCUCUCUCCACAGUUGCUAUGAAGAAAUUCUGCGAGGAAAAAAUCUCUCCCUCUCUCCAGCCCUCUCAGAACAGGUAUAUAUAUUAUUUUGCCAGUCUUCUCUCUGGCACUAUGAAGAUGAACAGCUCAUCACUGUUUCUGCAUCAGAUUUAUAUUCCAGCUUUGCUCAACUACCAGUCAGGAGGAGGUUACUCUCCCUUCCUAAAGAUUUAUCAGUCAUUGCAGUUGGUAUAUUCGUCUGCCAAAUAUGAUAUUCAGGGUCCCAAUAGUAAAAUGCUGUGUAUAAAUAUCGAGCCAGCUCUACUGUUGAAGGGAGACAUCCUGGUGAAGUGUUAUCAUCACAACUCAGUUGUGUGUAAGAAAGAAUGUGUGUUCAGGGUUCAGUUUCACACCUGCAGUGUUCAUGAAUCUCAGCUUGCAUUUGGCAAAGGGGAACUUGACCAUGCUUGCACAGAUGACCAUUUCCCUGCUGAUGCCACAGUGGAGUUAGUCUUCUCUUCUAGACCACAAAGGGCAAGAGGUGGAGAAUUGCAGGGGAAUGAACCAGGAGUUACUGUAGAUUACAGCACUUCGGAUCCUGUUGUGCGCUGGGACUCAUACGAGAAAUUUAACCUUCACCAUCAGGAUAGUGUUGAGGUUGUAACUUCUCACUUGGAAAAGUGUAACAGAACACCAUUUGAAGUUGGACUUCCAAACUCAUGUGAAAAUCCUCAAGAUCGAUAUCACCAAGAUGCAGAUAUCUGUCACACACGUGGGCCUUUGGACGGCAGUCUGUAUGCUCAGGUGAAGAAGCGUCGUGAACUAUGCUCCAGUCCCAGCAGAUGCCCAGCCUCUAUCAAAACCUCCACACACUCAUCCUGUCAUUCCUCCUCUACUCCUCUCAUUCGUCACUCCAUCCAGCCUCUCUCACUCACCACAGACUCAAAUCACUCCUCUUCACCCUCCAUGUCCCACUCUUCACUUCCGUCCCAUGUUGAAAGAGAAAUAAGAAAGAAGGACGAAGAUAGGGGCAGACACAGAGAAACAGCAAUACUGGACGAUGGCAACUGCGCUACUCUCAGACAAGAUCGUACUGUUCAGUCCUGUUAUGGUCGUCCGUAUUCCCACUCUCAUUCAUUUUGUGGCCCAGAUAUGACCAACCCACAUGCACUGGAACAAAUGGUCCAACCCAAACACCACACACUUCCCUGCUGCCGCACCACUCCAUUGGGAGUCCAAGACCUGUGUGUAUCCCAGCCGGAUCUUUUAUGGGAGAGAGGGCGCUUUCUGCACCAUGUCCGCUCUGAAGCAGUCAGACACCUGUACUCAUGCCCCACUCAAGAAAUGCCCCUUUUCCACUCACAGUCUUCCCAUUCCCACUCACUUCCUCCACAGACAUGCACAUUUGUUUCUGGGGAGGUGUGUCCUCUGUUCCAUUGCUCUGCCCUGCCUCGGGGUCACAUCCACAUGCCUCCUUCUCUAUCCCCCAAUCAGUCACUGCUUUCCAGACCCUACCAAGAGUUAUGUUAUAACUCAGCUCCACCAACAUCAUGCUCUUGCCGAGAAUGUUCCCAUUUACGGGAGGAUGUUGCCCUCUAUUCUUUACGAGGUAGAGAGUUAGAGGGUCUACCUUGGUCUAGAGAGGCAGAGUUUGGGUUUAUGAGGGUUGGGCCUGGGCACUGGAGGGAUGGAAGAGCAGAAUCUCAUUUGGAAGGAGUUCAAGAUUCCAAAUACUGGCAUCAAAAAACAGUGAUGUCACCAGUGAAAUUACACACUGCUCCAAAGCAAGACCCAGCAGUAUAUGUCAUGGACACCCAACCUGAAAAUAUUACCCCACUGAGUCCAUAUUCUAGCCCACAAAGCAGUGGCUACCACAGCCCUUAUCCCACCUGUCCCUGCUCUCCACAAAGGUUUAUAGAGAGUCCUGGCUACGCCUCUAUCAGUCAUUCCACAAACUCCUCCCAACUUGCUCUCACUCCAUCCCCAAAACGAGACAAUCACAACAAUGCUUCAGAUGAGGAAAGUCAGCACUGUACAAUUGAUGGGGGUAUCAAGGCUAUAGAAGCUGAUAAAUGUCACAUUAAGGCCUUUUCUUCUUCUACCCAGGACAGCAGACCACUGGAGGAUGGAGAUCCAGGGAAAAGCAUAGGUCAAGAGUGUGAGACUCUCCCUGGGACUCUGAUUACUGCUGUCACCCCUGUCAAUGGGGAAACUAUAGAAAAAACAGAACCACAGCACUCCGAGGCUAAGCAAAGACCCCUUGUAGAAUCUACAUCUAACACAGCUACAUUAUGCCCUAUCUCCACUCUAAUAUACAAAAGGGUGGAGUCAGGGUACACCCCAAGCUCUCUCAGCAACAGUUUCCUAGAAUCAGAGCAGAAUAAAGAUGAGCGUCCAUACUCAUGCUACACUACAACAUCAACCUCAAUAGGUCCACCUAUUAGCUCUCCAGAGAGAAGCUCCACCUCUGAAAUCCACGCUGAAAAACAAAGCCUGAGCCCCUUAACCGCCUGUUCAUCAUCCAAUGGGGAAAGCAGUAACAGUGACCUUAGAGCAUCGAUGGCUAUGUCACACAUACCCUGGCCUGACCCUGAUGGCUAUGUCACACCCUCAUUCCCUAUAGCAUCAAACAGCUAUUCUCUUCUGACAGUGCCCCAUAUACCGUAUACUGGCUACACUGCUGUUACCAUCCCAGCCUCUUUACCCCAACCUCCUCUUCCUGAAAAGCAACGCUCAACACCCCUUCAGAAUGUGUUUGAUUGCAGUGGCAGAAGCUCAUUAAAAUCAGCUGCAAAACCUCCUACUUCCUCUGCCCAGUUUCAUGUGUCCUUCUCCUCUGAGUUGCCUGUAACAGCUAGACAGAAAGCAACCCCCUCUAGUGGAGUGGAGGAAAUGGAAAACCGCCUCAGUUCCAAGUUUGUCCAAGACAGCUCCAAGUACUGGUACAAACCGGGCAUCUCUAGAGACCAGGCUAUCGCAGUAUUAAAAGAUAAGGAGCCUGGCUGCUUCCUCAUUAGGGAUAGUAAUUCAUUCCAAGGCGCAUAUGGAUUGGCCCUCAAAGUCGCCACACCUCCAUCCCACGCUAGUAACCAUGGGGAGAUGGGCAGCCCUCAGGAGCAGCUCGUUAGGCACUUCCUGAUUGAGAGUGGAGCAAAAGGAGUGAAGAUCAAAGGCUGCCAAAAUGAAACUUAUUUUGGCUCCCUGUCUGCUUUGGUGUAUCAGCACUCCAUUACACCCGUGUCUCUUCCUUGUGUUCUGCGCAUCCCAGAUAAAGAUCUUGUUAGAGAAUUGCAGGAGUUGCAAAGUGGAACAAACACUAGCACAGUGGCAGACCUGUUGAAACAGGGGGCAGCUUGUAAUGUUCUCUACCUAAAGUCUGUGGAAACUGAAUCUUUGACUGGCCCACAAGCUGUCUCCAAGGCAACCAUGUGCACUUUGACCCAAGAGCCUCGUCCUUCGCCAACAGUUGUCCACUUCAAAGUGUCCACACAGGGCAUCACCCUCACUGAUAAUCAGCGCAGACUGUUUUUCAGGCAACAUUAUCCUAUUCAUAGUGUGACUUUCAGCAGUGUGGAUCCACUGGAUCGAAGGUGGACUGAUGCUGAUAACCCUUGCUGCAAGAUGUUUGGAUUUGUAGCACGGCGCAAUGGUGGUUUGGGAAACGUGUGUCACCUGUUUGCAGAGCUUGACCCAGAGCAACCAGCAACGGCCAUUGUGAACUUCAUCAAUAAAGUCAUGCUGGGACCUCAGCAGCUGUGAAAAUGAAUGCAGUAUUAGAAAGAUGAAGAAGAACAAAACAGAUUGAAAGAAGGAAAUUUAAAGAGGGCAGUGCAGUGGAUAAUGUCAGUGUUACAUUUACACUGGUGGUCAAAUGUUUGGAAUAAUGUACAGAUUUUGCUGUUUCAGAAGGAAAUUGGUACUUUAAUUCACCAAAAUGGCAUUCAACUGAUCAUGAAGUAUAGUCAUGACAUUACAUGCACCAUCAGCACCAUCGUGCAUAACAGCACCAUCACUAAUUGAAAAAACUAAGUCAGUUUUGAUUAAAUCUAGACAGGCCUCAUUUUCAGAAGCCAUCACUCCAACACCUUAUCCUUGAAUAAUCAUUCAAAAUUGCUAGAAAAUCACUUGCCGUUAUAUCAAACACAGUUGAAAGCUAUUUGAUUUGUUAAAUGAAGCUUAACAUUGUCUUUGUGUUUUUUUGUUUUUUUUGCCACAAUAUGUCAUGUCUUAAGGUCAAUAUAAGGUCAAAAAUGGCAAAAACGAAACCGCUUUCUCUAGAAACUCGUCAGUCCAUCAUUGUUGGCUAUGUAAUGCUUGAAAUUGCAAAAAAAUGAAGAUUUCAUACAAAGGUGUACACUACAGUCUUCAAAGACAAAGGACAACUGGCUCUUACAAGGACAGAAAGAGCUAUGGAAGGCCAGAUGUACAACUAAACAAGAGGAUAAGUACAUCAGAGUCUCUAGUUUGAGAAAUAGACACCUCACAUAUCCUCAGCUGACAGCUUCAUUGAAUUCUACCCACUCAACACCAGUUUCAUGUGCAAUAAUAAAGAGAAGACUCAGGGAUGCAGGACUUAUGUGAAGAAAUGCAAAGAAAAAGCCUCUUUCAAAACAGAAAAACAAAAAUAAAAGGUUAUAGUGGACAAAGAAACACAGACAUUGGACAACAGAUCAUUGGAAAAGAGUUUUAUGAAUCUUUAUUUUUUUUUCCAAUUGUAAUUGUAAUUUUUCACCUCAUUAAUGUCCUGACUAUACAUUUCGAUCAGUUGAAUGCCACUUUGGUGAAUAAAAGUACCAAUUUCUUUCCAUAAGAGCAAAAUCUGUACAUUAUUCCAAACUGCCAGUGUAUGUACAGAAUGAGGAGCAUUUUGUGAUAAGUAUAAACAAAAACUGACCUUUUAAGACAACUCAGAAUGCAGGCUCAGUCAGGAUCAUGUUGGUGUUGAAAUUGAGUCACAUUUCAAAUGCUUUUUAUUAAUUAAGGUUAUAUGAAGCAAAGUAAAGUAGGCUAUAUAAAAAUAAUAAAUAAAUUAGACAUUUUGGUUAAAGCUUGAGAAAAUGGGCCUUCAUUCUACCUCUCAGGAUGCCAAAGCUGUAUGACUGUUAUUCCAUUGUUCCACUUUUAUUUUCAUUAUAUUUAGAUUUUGUCCAAGUGUUAAAAAAAAUGGUCAGAAUAUUUUGGUUUUGGUUGUUUGUUUUGUAUUCAAAGUGGCCUGUACAUGAGGUAAAGUCAUAUUUCAGCAUUUACAAAUUCAUAAUAUUUUAUGGAUUUGAAAUAAAAUGUUAAUAAAAAUUAAACCAAAACCUCGACUCUAAUUUUGAAAUAGAGUGCCUGAUUUAGUUAUUUAAUAAAGGUUUGCAGUAAUAAUGUGCUCAAGGUAUAUUUCUUUCUGGAAGUUUCAGGUCCUUUUAUUAAAAAUUGUUA
Molecule: messenger RNA, 6293 nt
Organism: Xyrauchen texanus (razorback sucker)
Lineage: Eukaryota; Metazoa; Chordata; Actinopteri; Cypriniformes; Catostomidae
Product: tensin-3-like
Exons: 25
Coding region: 276-4628 (1450 amino acids)
Biological process (GO): peptidyl-tyrosine dephosphorylation
Molecular function (GO): protein tyrosine phosphatase activity; protein binding
Source: RefSeq, a predicted model, not a curated record